UGUACCAGGGUUGGGUCUCUGAAGUUCUUUGAAAGCAAGGCACCUGUUCUUGAUGUGCCCCAGUUAGGCGUCCUUUGGGGACAGGUUCCAGAAAGAAAAGACCAAGAUACAGAAAUGCCCCUUCUGCAACGCCCAACGCAAAGACUUCUUCUCACGCUACGUGUCCAGGUAUGCGGCAGAAUAAAGCUGAUGACACCCUACACGAAUGGCAGCAUCUUGGUUCGUUAUCGAGAUGGUCACAUGGAGGUCCUGAGUCCAGACGGUAGUUGCUUCAGAAUCCGUGGCCGUUCAACCAACAUCUCGGCCAGAGACAUGGCUGCACUGUCCGAUGGCCGGUUCGUCACUUUGACCAAAAGGAACACGGUGAAGAUCUACGGGAAAGGAGGUGAAAGCCAACAGGUCGAGUUUGCGACGAGGGAAGACGACGACGAAUCCGCAGAUGCUAUCGCUACGGAUAUCCACGACAAUGUCUUGCUGCUGUACUCAGGAGUCGCAAGGGUCGUGAGGUUUUCUUCAGAUGGAGGGGAACCUAUGGAUGUCAUCCCCAUCAACUGCGUCGAAUUCAACGUGGUGUUGAGGAUGAGAUCGACAACGAGAGGAAAGAUCGUCAUAGUGCAGAACGAUGGAUUCCUGAUAGCCUGCUCCAAUGAAGGCGGUAUGUAUCGGAAGAUACCUAUCCGAGAGACUGAUAAAGUAUCCUGCGAUCAAGAAGGCAACAUGUGGAUGAUAUCUCAUCAGGACAUCCAGGGUACCAAAAGGGCUUUCCUCGAGGUGUAUGGGGAGAAUGGUGAUCGCAUUGUGGAUACUUACCUGCCGAAUGACUCCGCGGCUCCAGAGUUUGAGCCUUGGGGUAUUGCUGCAUCAACAAACUGCUUUGCUGCUGUCCUAUCACCGAACGAAGUUGGCUGGUUCAUCCGCGAAAUGUAA
Molecule: messenger RNA, 927 nt
Organism: Strongylocentrotus purpuratus (purple sea urchin)
Lineage: Eukaryota; Metazoa; Echinodermata; Echinoidea; Camarodonta; Strongylocentrotidae
Exons: 2
Coding region: 115-927 (270 amino acids)
Source: RefSeq, a predicted model, not a curated record